Molecule: messenger RNA, 5583 nt
Organism: Somion occarium
Lineage: Eukaryota; Fungi; Basidiomycota; Agaricomycetes; Polyporales; Cerrenaceae
Source: the annotation of a GenBank genome assembly
GACUCACUUUCCUUCCACCCCAGAAGCACUGCAGUGGGCUCACCAUGUUCUCCGUCAAAGCCACGUAUCGUGGCGAAACUCGUAAAUUUUGCUUUUCUUCUCCUUCCUUUCCUUCUUAUCAGCAGUUGUACCAUCAGCUAUACAGAGUUUUUCCUAUUCAUAAGCAAUACUACCUAUCCAGGUUGCUGUUCUCGCCAGAUUCGAAGAAUGGCCCGCAGCGUAUCCUAAUUGGCAAAGAGGCUCACUCUGCAGAAGAGUACGAGAACCACAUUGCCCCGUAUCAGGGACGUUCGUUCCCUGAUCCCGUCCUGAAGUUCUCGGUCUUUGAUGAGACGCCGCACAAAGUCCCUACCAACGUUUCAACUGAAGAUGCGAUCGUUGAGAACACCGUCGUCAAUGACACAGCGUCCGCAGCAAGUGGCGCAACCAGCGCUACUGCGUCAGAGAACUCGUCCACCGUUAUCGCCGACGAGUCUCUACUCGAUAAUGAGGCUCGAAGGAGGGACGCUCGUAGAAACAUGGUUGCGCGCUUACGUGGUUCUACCGCUCGUUUUGCUCCAUUCCCUGAGUCGUCAUCGUCGUGUCUGGAGGCAUCUCCGCUUUUGGUUGAGCAGGAGAACUCCGAACGUGCCACCAGGCCGCUUCCUUCCGUACCAAAGGUGUCGUUCAAAGAGUCCGAAGAGAACACCGACAAUGAUGAAGUCGAUCACGAUGAAGCUUCCAGCUUCAGAUAUGCAAGACCUUUGUACAGAAAUAUGGUUCAGACUGCCGGUGGACCACCUUCUCAUACUCGCUUUCUCUCAGCAGUGCCACGACAACGUGAUUCUUGCGAUCUACGCAGGACAGAUGGUCAAACCGACGCAAACAACAAUGCACCUUUUGAGACAAACAUUGGCCCGAGCAAUUCCAAAGCAUGGGAUCGAUGGAACAUUCCUCCUCCGCCACUCUUCAAUGGAUUCGCGUCCGAAAGCUCAUCAAGUUCGUUGAGUGGCAAGGUUCCUUCCAAGCCGUGGUCGUCCAUCUGGGGACCCCAGCUUCCCACACCUCCACCUCCGAUCCUGUACUCUACCAUGCAGACACCCAAUGGGAUAUGGCGUACGUCCUACGACCCUGACAUCGAGAUGAACUCGCCGAGCAGAGAUCAUGCCGCUUCUCAUCACGAAGGCAACCCCUUGAUGGCGCUCCAGGGGCCAACUCAAGCUCAGCCGCCGCAGUCCACUGACGCGUCCUCUACGCUUACUGCGGACGUUUUGGCUUCAACCAAUAAUGCUUUGAAAGAUGAGCUGAUUGGAUCAAUCAAGCAAGAGUUUGCAGACCUUAAAGGGGUGGUCCUUGAGAUGCGUGAUGACUUGAAUGAAGUGGUGAAGAACUCGAAGCCGAAGGCACGAGAACCGACCACGCAGCAAGAGCCUGUGUACCGUCCCCCUUUUGAGACGUUUAAUGCAGGAAUGACACCUGGUCUAACAUCAUUCAAUAGAGGGGCGUGGACGCCUCCUCCUUCGUGGGGUAUACCGCCUCCCCCAGCCCCUCCGUUCUCGUCAAACCCAUACAUACCGAUGACCCCUGCGCAAUUCAUUCCCGCUCCACCAGUGUGCCGAAAUAAUCCCUUCGUCCCUGGUAAUUCAACAGCUUCCGACAACUGGACUGGUUUCCCCGUCGUCAACCCGACGGUCAUUCAUGCUGGAGUCAGAUGCGAUGUAUGCAAGACGAAGCCACUCGAAGGCGUGAGGUUCAAGUGCCUUGAUUGUCCCAAUUACGAUCUCUGCCGUUCAUGCGUAGCUGACCCAGAAGCUCGCAAACAUCAUGAUCUGACGCACACGUUCUGGCCUAUUCCAGAGCCCGACAACAAAGCUUCAUUCUAUGCAACGAAACAUGAACGAAGGCUUCAGAAGUCUCCGCCUGUAGUUCACCAUUAUCACGUUACCUGUGAUGGUUGUGAGACCUCCAACUUUGAGGGUGUCCGCUACAAGUGUGUUCAAUGCGACGAUUACGACUUGUGCCAGAAGUGCAUCGCAUCACCUUCGGCUCGUGUUCGUCACGAUACUGGACAUUCCUUCUGGCCUGUCACUACUCCUCAUCAUCUUGACGGAAUCAAUGGAUACGCAGAUGCCAAACGGGUUCUUCAUACUGGGGAAGCCGCGAAACCAGUGCUGUUGACUCAUGAAGGGGUGUAUUGCAACGGCUGCGGACACAUCAAUAUUCAAGGCGUUCGUUUCAAAUGCCUGGAGUGUCAAGACUUUGAUUUCUGUCGAGACUGUAUUGGUGAUCCAUACAUGCGUGGCCUUCAUGAGUCGACGCAUUCAUUCUGGCCAAUUUCUAUUCCAAAUGAUCUCAGUAUGUAUCGUGGCUUGAAGGCCGAGCAGGAGAAUAGCAAGCUGGAACAUUCUAACGUCAGUUGCGAUGGCUGCCAGAGAGGUAUUUCGGGGUUACGCCACAAAUGCCUUGACUGUGACAAUAUUGACUUCUGCACUGCUUGCAUUUCUAAACCCGAGAAGGUGGGACGGCACAACUUGAAUCAUUCAUUCUAUCCCAUCACCGUCCCCGGUGACUUCAACGCGUAUAACUUCGCGAAGAUAUCGAAGUCGUCCACAGCGGCUACUGUCCCUCGUGCUACACAAGGAGCUAUUUCUAACACUCACAUUGGUGCUGGAGAGUUACCUAGGAAUUCUGUCGAGCCAGUGAUUCAUGCAGGUAUCGUCUGCGAUCAAUGCAACUGCCAAGUCAUCGGAGUCCGCCACAAGUGUCUGGACUGCCCCGACUUUGACUUGUGUGAAUCCUGCGUUGGUUUUGGCGGUAGGGUGGCGCAUGAUCCUAGUCAUGAGUUCUUCGAGAUCAGCGAGCCUGGUCAUGUCUUCGUCCAUACCGUGUUUAGCGGGGAUGGUGAACGCGAUCCAUCUCUUCCCGCCCGCCCGCCUGCAACAGUUAACGUUCCAUCUUCGGAAGAAGUUAACGGCUUUUCCCAGCCGGAGCCUGUCGUUCAUAGUGCGACUUGCAACUUGUGUGAUUCUAGAAUCCGAGGGGAUCGCUACAAAUGCCUUAUUUGCCCUGACUACGAUACAUGCGGGUCUUGUUUCACGAUUACUCCUGAACAACACCCAAACCAUGGCUUCGUGAAGAUCAAAGACUCGAAUGAACAGCUUAUGAUGCGCAAUGGGCUUAGAGUACAUGUUACUCAUCCGGCUGCCUGCAACGUCUGCGGCUUGCCUAUCCAAGGAACUAGGUACAAGUGCAUGCAUCUCGCGUGCGACAACUAUGACUUGUGCCAGAAUUGCGAGGCUUUACCUAUCCCUGUACAUGAUGAGUCACAUCCGUUACUAAAGAUGAAGACACCCGGAACAGUCGUGCCUCAAUUACAUCUUCCUGUUGUUCAACACCGCUACGCUACUGUGGAAACUGACAAUGAAGAAGUGGCAGACGAGUCUGUGCGACAUUCCAGGAGCCCAUCUCCACUCCUGUCGCACCAGUCUAGCUAUGUUUCCCGUAGGUACCAGGAGGAGCCACACGCGAGCAAGACUUGGAGGUUGUGGCGUCCAUCCUAUCCUCACACCGUCCGGAUUCCUUCCCCGUCAACUCGGGAUUCACGCAGCGUCGACGAACGGUACGAUACGCCGUCGCCACAGCCAAUUGUUAUAAGUCCGCCUUAUCCGACUACUAGUUCAAACGUCUACUCUAUUCGUAGUCAAACACCUGGAAUCGAAGGCGAUCAGUUUGAUGAACAACGUCGCGCUUCUCCAAGUCCGACGCGUGAUCUGUGCCACCCCCAGGAUCAUUUCAACUAUCGUCUCAAUGAAUUCCGGGGUCGUAGUUCGUCACCUCGUGCCAUGGCUUAUCCCACAUUUCAUAGGACGUUCUCGCCCGUCACGGUUGAGCCUCUAAGCCCCCAGUUCAGUCGAUCAUAUGAGACACCUUCCCCUCCUCUAGGUGUAGAUACAUCUCGCGUUGACUCUCCGGCACUCAGUUACGAGAGUCGGACGCUUCCAGCACCUCGCAUUCCUGAUCUUAUCCCUGCUAUCUGGUCACCUCCUGCUAUCAGCGAUCUUGAGUUUGAAAGUUGGCCCCAGCAUUCAAAUUCAAGGCAGGAGGAUGUACCUCCGGUCGCACCUCAAGCACCCGAGACUCUUCCUAGCCUUGAGCAGCGCACUUUGGCAGGUUCAGAUGAGUCUAAAGGCGGCGUCGGUCCUGGUGUGUAUGAAUCCGGUGGUUACCGUUAUCCCGUCUACACUCAUCCCGUAGAACGAGCUUUCGUGCCAACUGCUCCUUCAUCCCCAGAAUUAGUUGCACAAUCAAACUUACCGGCGGAAGGUCACUUGGUAGACCUCAGUGAUAGCACUCCUCCCCCUCCCCCUUCCAAUGCAGUUGAUCCUGUGCUUGGUGGCGCAGCAACUCCGUCUGAGAUGCCCAAGUCGCGCGACGAGUCUGAAAGUUCACUUCCUCGUCUGGGACCCGUCAACACUCGAGAGUGGCUCGAACUUUGGCCCGAGCUCACCUCCAUGUUCUCGCAUCUUCUGCAACCGACAACUCUGCCUACCAGCGUCACGGCUUCAUCUGGAAUGCCCGGUGGUAUCAAUGCCGAAGAGCCAAAGGCUGAGGAGGCAUCGUCCACUGAGCGAGAAUUUGUCACCGCGGAGGACUCUCCUAUCGGUGGAGAAUCUCUUUUGUCCAAGCCGCCACAAGUCUCUUCUGCCACUGCCAAUGAGACGCAAAUGAGACAUGAAUUACGAGGACUAUUCAGAAACAUGGUCACACGUGUUCCUUCUCCCCCAGCUUUGGUGGCAACUCACGUCGCUGAUGUUAACAUUCCGGAUGGUCAGUUCUUCCCUCCUGGUGCUGAGUUCGUCAAAACAUGGCGUAUGAAGAAUGAUGGCCAAGGAGCUUGGUCAGAGAAUACUGAGAUGGUUUAUGUUGCUGGUGACCGAAUGGCUCCGUAUCCCGAGGCUGCAUCCAAGUUCAAGGUUGGGGUUGUCCAGCCUGGCGAGGAAAUCGAGAUCACUGGUGGUGAGAUGAAGGCUCCUGAUGUACCAGGAAAAUAUGUUAGCUACUGGCGUCUGAGUGAUGGAGAAGGCAAUGUCUUCGGUCAUAGUGUUUGGGUGGACAUCACCGUUGCUGAGAUGAAUGCCACCAAUGAGUCUUCAGGAGAAGAAUCUCUGGCCGCAUCCUCCGUGAUCAUGCCUCACGUUCUUCAUGUCGAGCCUGUCUUCAACUCUGCUGGUCCUUCGGCUGCUGCUACUUCGUUCACAACGCCUUCCAGCCCCCCUUCAGAUGAUGGCUCUUUCGAUUCCUCUGUCUCGUUGCUAGAUGCUCCCUCGUCACCCUCAGAUGAUGAAGAUGAAGCAAUCUACCACGAUAGCCGUUCUCGCAUCCUGCCGACCCCUGCGGAGGUGCCGGUGACUGUUGACCAUGACAUCGAGGUUUCUGUGUCAUGUUUCUGGACAAUGUCUUUCCCAUCCAAUACUUGUACUCUUCCUGCUUGUUCUCACGGUUUCCCAAUGACUUUCGUUUUCGGUUUAGGUACUAUUUGAUAUUCCCUGCAUCGAUCACCUGAAAUAACGUGUACAAUACUUUAUGUGGUCCAAUGUAAACAUU